AUGUCAGUAAUUAUAGAUAUAGACUUGAGUACUAAAAGAAUAUCUAAACGACAAGUAAAUCGAGCAAAUCCAGAUCCCAAUUUAAGUGUUGAAGAAUACCACAAAGUGUCAGUAUUUAUACCCUACCUGGACUUUUUUAUACAACAACUAGGAGAAUUAUUUUCAAUCCAUUCUGAAAUUUUUAAAGGAUUUCAAAGUCUAUUUUCCUAUACAUUAACUUCUAAUGAGGAGGUAUCAUUUAGAAAAUUACUUGAAUUUUAUUCACCUUCUUUGGAUGUGAACAACUCAAUUGCAGAAUUGAAAUUGUGGAAGAUAAAACUUGAGCGGAUAAACAAUAUUCCGAAAACUGCAAUUGAAGCAUUACAUGUGUGUAAUUCCAAUAUUUAUCCAAAUGUGCAUUUUAUUUUAAAAAUACUAUGCACACUUCCUGUUUCUACAAGUACGCCUGAAAGAAUGUUUUCCAGUCUUAAAAGGAAAAAAACGUAUCUUCGAAACAGUAUGUCCGAGAAAAGACUUAAUGGUCUGGCAAUGUUGGCAAUUUAUAAUGAUAUUACAUUUUCAAAUGAAGAGGUCAUUGAUGAACUUGCCAAAAAGCCUAGGAACCUGGACAUAAUAUUGUAA
Molecule: messenger RNA, 621 nt
Organism: Macrosiphum euphorbiae (potato aphid)
Lineage: Eukaryota; Metazoa; Arthropoda; Insecta; Hemiptera; Aphididae
Source: the annotation of a GenBank genome assembly